AGAUAUUGAAAUAGCCUAGUAGGAUUGUAGAAAACCACCAUGUCGGUUACGGAUUUGAUCAGUGCUCUCGAUUCCCUACCAAAAUUUGAAAGCGAAGUUAUCGUGAAAGGUUCCAAUUGUCCGGGCGUUCCAGAUUGGCUAACCGAAACUUAUUUGGAACAUGCAUUACAGAAAUUUUACAAUGAUCAAGCAUUGAAAAUCACGGCUCUAGACUUGCGGCCUGCUCUGGGAAAGGGCGAGAACUUUGGUGGAGUUCUUACCCGCCUCAAAGUGGACUUUCGCCGAGGCGAUGGCUCUUGUGCCACAGGACAUUAUAUUCUAAAGACAUCUUUCGAGGGUGAUGAGUUUGCCCGUAAAGCCAUGGAACCUUAUGAUAUAUUCAACCGGGAGAUGUCGAUCUAUGAGGAAAUACUGCCGAAAUUAAAGUCCCUUCUGCUAGAGAUCCACGAUGAAGAGGAAAUAUUUGCUCAGACCAUGACAGUAGACUACGAUCGAUCGGCCUUAGUGUUUGAGGAUUUAAAUGCUCGUGGUUUCGUAAUGCCCGAUCGUUUACUGGGUCUGGAUCUAAAAUUGGCACGGCUUGUACUCCGAAAGCUGGCCAAGAUGCAUGCCACUUCAGCGGUGUUAAAUGAACGUGAAAAUGGAGCCUUGGAAUCGUAUGACCGCGGCAUGUUUAAUCGUCAUACUGAAAACUAUGCACCCUGCUUUUUGGGUCUUCUGGCUGCAGCUAAACGAAGGGUUUCACAAUGGCCGGGCUAUGAGAAAUAUGCUGAGAAAUUGGAAUCUCUGUUGCCCAUUUAUAUGGAACUGGGUAAACGGGUCUUUGAUGUUACGCAAUCUCAUAUCAAUGUCCUGGCUCAUGGAGAUCUUUGGACUAACAAUGUCCUGGUCAAAUACGACAAGGCAUCUGGAGAGCCUUUGGACGUCAUAAUUAUAGAUUUUCAAUACUCCGCAUGGGGAUCUCCUGCCAUUGAUUUGUUUUAUUUCUUGAACUCUUCCCUGCAAUGGGAUCUACAUUUGCAUCAUCAGGAAGAUCUCAUUCGUUACUAUUUCGAUAUAUUUUCGGCUACCUUGCGUAAACUUCGCUUCAAUGGUAAUAUUCCCAGUUUAGUUCGAUUCCGUCACCAGAUACAAACAAAGGAAUUUUAUGCCAUGCACACAAGUUGCACUAUCUUUCCAAUUCAUCGUAAUGUGGAAACAGAGGAUGCCGAUUUUAACGCCCUAAUGGAAAACAAUCAACGGGCUCUUAAUUUUAAGGACGCCUGUCUUUCUAAUCCUGUAACGCAGCGACUCCUUAAAGAGCUAUUGGCAGUCUAUGAUCGAAAGGGUUUACUUGAUGCUAAUCAGUAAUAGCAAGUGUGAUAUACAUAAAAUAGGUUCGAUUUUUGUUUUAAUUUUCUGUAAGACUUAAAAAGAUUCUUGUAUUAAAUAUUUUAUUUUACUAUUUGAAUAAAUAUAUAUAUUCUUUUUUAAUUGGAUCUGUUAAAAAUUGAAGGAAAAUGGGUGGAAUCAUAAAAAUAAGUUU
Messenger RNA from Drosophila willistoni, 1525 nucleotides. RefSeq lists its product as uncharacterized. The record is from RefSeq and is a predicted model, not a curated record. NCBI's taxonomy places the organism in Eukaryota, Metazoa, Arthropoda, Insecta, Diptera, Drosophilidae. Bases 40 to 1350 code for a protein of 436 amino acids. The transcript is spliced from 2 exons.